GGAAUGUUAAACGUAUUUAAUGGAUAAUCAUUUAAUUUUAUCAAACAAAUCAGUUCAUUUUUGAGUGGCACUGUUGAAAGUCGUGAUUACUAGAGAUGAGGAGCUUCAUCAUCAUCGCGGUGCUAUCAGCACUCGCAGCCAGCUAUGGUACUCCUGUCCUCCCGAGCGGAGAAGAAACGUACCCAGAGUACAAAAUGAUACACAAGUACAAUAAGGAAGAUGAUUUUCAGAACCGGAUCACAAUUCUUAGAGAAGGAAUGAGACAUGAUAACGAUCGCCAGGAUGGACUAGUGUUAUUAGACGAACAGCGGUUCAUAAGGACUGCUAUUCCUGAUGUGAUACAACAUGUGGAUAUCUUAUACUAUGGAAAGCCACCCACGGUGAUAACAACAGUCGAGAUAACAUCAUCGCCACCCCCGUCUUUGGUGUUUCCAGUUUGGCACCUGGAUAAUUAUAUUUCUAUUAGAAUAUCAUCACAAAGAGGUCUUGGAAUGAAUGCGACAGUUCAAAUCUUUGGAACAUUGUAAGGUCGGAGUGAAAAACGAAAAGCAGUUUUAAAUUAUUAUACUUUUAGGUCCAGGUUUAAGCUGAACAGCUGAGUGGAUGUUAUAUGUAAUAUUACACUUAUAAAUGUUAUAUUUAGGUAACUUUUUGUUUGUAUCUAGUAUCUCUAUGACAAAUAUCUCGUCACAGUCAGUUCUAGAGGUAUUAAUAAAUUGUACAUGUACCUGAAUAAAUGAAUAAAAAUUAUUUCGCAUAAGUUCACGUCUUUAA
Spodoptera litura is the source of this 774-nucleotide messenger RNA. NCBI's taxonomy places the organism in Eukaryota, Metazoa, Arthropoda, Insecta, Lepidoptera, Noctuidae. The record is from RefSeq and is a predicted model, not a curated record.